UACUGGGACGCGCGCGCGGCGGGACCGUGGCGCGGGGCAGCCUGCGAGCUCCCGCUGCCAGUCCCGGGGCCGGCGAGGCCAUGGACAACCUGCGCCGGCGCGUCGAGCACUUUCUGGAACAGAAGAACUUUGCCACCGAGGCGCUCGGGGCGCUCGAAGCCAGGACCGGUGUCGAGAAGCGGUAUCUGGCCGCGGGAGCCGUCACUCUGCUAAGCCUGUAUCUUCUCUUCGGCUACGGGGCAUCUCUGCUCUGCAAUCUUAUCGGAUUUGUGUACCCCGCAUAUGCCUCAAUCAAAGCUAUCGAGAGCCCAAACAAAGAAGACGACACUGUGUGGCUGACCUACUGGGUGGUGUACGCCCUGUUCGGGCUGGCAGAGUUCUUCAGCGAUCUUCUCCUGUUCUGGUUCCCUUUCUACUACGCGGGCAAGUGCGCCUUCCUGUUGUUCUGCAUGACCCCCGGGCCCUGGAACGGGGCGCUGCUGCUGUACCAGCGGCUCGUGCGUCCGCUCUUCCUAAAGCACCACGCAGCCGUGGACAGCGCCAUGAGCCACCUCAGCGGCCGGGUCCUGGACGCGGCAGCCGGAAUAACCAGGGACGUGCUACGGGCCCUGGCCCGGGGCCGGGCACUCGUUACCCCAGCAGUGGUGACAGAAGUCCCCAUCGCCCUGGAAGGCGACUCCCCACCAAGCCUGAGCCCUCCACAGAAGGGCAAGUGAAGCUGCCAUCCCGCUCUGGCACAGACAUCCCAGCUGGUGAGAAGGGGCACAGUGCCAGCCCCCAGCUGUCCACAGAGGCCCCUGCCAGCUCCCC
Molecule: messenger RNA, 810 nt
Organism: Octodon degus (degu)
Lineage: Eukaryota; Metazoa; Chordata; Mammalia; Rodentia; Octodontidae
Gene: Reep6
Product: receptor accessory protein 6
Exons: 6
Coding region: 81-716 (211 amino acids)
Source: RefSeq, a predicted model, not a curated record